Molecule: messenger RNA, 3205 nt
Organism: Balaenoptera acutorostrata (minke whale)
Lineage: Eukaryota; Metazoa; Chordata; Mammalia; Artiodactyla; Balaenopteridae
Gene: SMPD3
Product: sphingomyelin phosphodiesterase 3
Exons: 9
Coding region: 427-2397 (656 amino acids)
Biological process (GO): sphingomyelin metabolic process
Cellular component (GO): extracellular region; cytoplasm
Molecular function (GO): sphingomyelin phosphodiesterase activity
Source: RefSeq, a predicted model, not a curated record
GCGAAGAGGAGCGGUCUCAGCCUUCUCUGCCGCCGCCGCCGCCGCCCCGCAUCGAGAGCCCUCGCCUGGAAGCCGAAGCCGUGAGGAGCCCGGAGGAGCUGGAUGCGCUGCCGGAUGCCGACCGUCCUUUCGCAUCUCUGAGGUCCUUGAGUUCACGCAGGGAGUGCUCCCUCUUCAGCCAGAAGGACAAGAAGGUCCCCGCAGCCCCUCCUCAGGUUCUCCAGCAGCCUUUGGUGGCCCAGCAUGGCCCACUGAGGGGAACCAUGACUGGCUGGCCGACAUGCGCCACUGACCACCCACAGUCGUGUCUCACCAGCAGGUGACCCUCCUCUGGCCGCCCCCAACUCGCCUGCCCCGCCCAGGAAAGUGCCUGCACCGCCAGGGACAUCAUGUAGUAGGGCCGGCCGCGGCGCCCAGUGAGCUGCAAUGGUUUUGUACACGACCCCCUUUCCCAACAGCUGUCUGUCUGCCCUGCACGCCGUGUCCUGGGCCCUCAUCUUCCCAUGCUACUGGCUGGCGGACCGGCUCCUGGCCUCCUUCAUACCCACCACCUACGAGAAGCGCCAGCGGGCGGAUGACCCGUGCUACCUCCAGCUGCUCUGCACCGUGCUCUUCACGCCCGUCUACCUGGCCCUCCUGGUCGCCUCGCUGCCCUUUGCGCUCCUUGGGUUCCUCCUCUGGUCCACCCUGCAGUCGGCCCGCCGGCCCUACGUCUACUCCCGGCUGGAGGACAAGGGCCCAGCCGGCGGGGCGGCCCUGCUCAGUGAAUGGAAGGGUACGGGUCCUGGCAAAAGCUUCUGCUUCGCCACUGCCAACCUCUGCCUCCUCCCGGACUCGCUGGCCAGGCUCAACAACGUUUUCAACACCCAAGCCCGGGCCAAAGAAAUCGGCCAGAGAAUCCGCAACGGGGCCAGUAGGCCCCAGAUCAAAAUCUACAUCGACUCACCCACCAACACCUCCAUCAGCGCGGCCAGCUUCAGCAGCCUGGUGUCACCGCAGGGCAGUGAUGGCGUGGCCCGGGCCGUCCCUGGGAGCAUUAAGAGGACGGCCUCUGUGGAGUACAAGGGUGACGGUGGGCAUCACCCUAGCGACGAGACCGCCAACGGCCUGGCCUCCGGGGACCCAGCCGACGGCGGCAGCCUUGAGGACACCUGCAUCGUGCGCAUCGGUGGUGACGAGGGGGGCCGGCCCCCCGAAGCCGUCGACCCCCCUGCUGCGGGCCAGGCCGGGAACGGGGCUGGUGGGGGCCCACGGGGCCAGACGCCCAACCAGAGUCGGCGGGAUGGGGACUCGGGGAGCCUGGGCAGCCCCUCGGCCUCCAGGGAGUCCCUGGUGAAGGCGCGGGCCGGGGCCGACGGCGGCGGUGGGGAGCCAGGCGCCAACAGCAAGCUCCCGUACAAGGCCUCGGUGGCAAAGAAAGCAGCCAUGCGCAGGAGGCGCCACCCGGACGAGGCUUUUGACCACGAGGUCUCAGCCUUCUUUCCCGCCAACCUGGACUUCCUGUGCCUGCAGGAGGUGUUUGACAAGCGGGCGGCCGCCAAGUUGAAAGACCAGCUGCACGGCUACUUCGAGUACAUCCUCUAUGACGUCGGGGUCUAUGGCUGCCACGGCUGCUGCAGCUUCAAGUGUCUCAACAGCGGCCUCUUCUUUGCCAGCCGCUACCCCAUCAUGGACGUGGCCUAUCACUGUUACCCCAACGGGCGGUCCUCCGACAGCCUGGCCUCGAAGGGAGCUCUGUAUCUCAAGGUGCAGGUAGGAAAUACACCUCACGACCAAAGAAUUGUUGGGUACAUCUCCUGCACACACCUGCACGCCCUGCCAGAGGACAGUGACAUCCGGUGUGAGCAGCUGAACAUGCUUCAGGACUGGCUGGCUGAUUUCCGAAAAUCUACCUCCUCGUCCAGCGCAGCCAACCCCGAGGAGCUGGUGGCGUUUGAUGUCGUCUGCGGAGAUUUUAACUUUGACAACUGCUCCUCUGACGACAAGCUGGAGCAGCAGCACCCCCUGUUUACACGUUACAAGGACCCCUGCCGCCUGGGGCCUGGGGAGGAGAAGCCGUGGGCAAUCGGUACCCUACUGGACAAGGACGGUCUCUACGACGAGGAAGUGUGCACCCCUGACAAUCUGCAAAAGGUCCUGGAGAGCGAGGAAGGUCGUCGCGAGUACCUCGCUUUCCCCACCAGCAAGAGCCCCGGGGGAGGCCAGAAGGGACGCAAAGAGCUGCUGAAGGGCAACGGCAGGCGCAUUGACUACAUGCUGCACGGGGAGGAGGGGCUGUGCCCAGACUGGAAGGCCGAGGUGGAAGAAUUCAGUUUCAUCACCCAGCUGUCGGGCCUGACAGACCACCUCCCGGUGGCCAUGCGGCUGAUGGUGUCUGCGGGGGAGGAGGAGGCAUAAACGAGCCAAGUCAUCACGAGCAGCAGGGCCUCCGCCAGCCCUCUGAGCCGCAGUCCCUCCCUGGCCAUGUCCCCUCCAUCAAGCACCACCCGUGCUGGGGGAGGGGGGCAGGGGCCUGGGAGAGCUGCAGCCAGUCCUGGGUGAGCUGGAACCAGCGCUGCCCAGCACCUCUGGGCACUCGCCAUGGACAGGAGUCAGGCUGGCCUUGGGAGUCCUGACUGCCCAACCAGUGCCAUUCUUUCAAAUCGUUAUUUUCUACAAAUCUACAGCACAACCUAGUUUGUAACCCGUGGGUUAGUACGAGAACCGGGUUUCUGUAUUCUUUAUAUCUCUUCUCAAGCUUCGUCCAGGGUUCAUUAUUUUUGUCUGCUGCCAUGUUGUCUCGCAUGCCUGCACCCUCGCAUGCACGCUGCCCGCAUGCCACGUGCCACGCUGUAGCCACAGACCCCUCACUCAGGCCUCACCCAAGGCCAAACUCCAAACACAAUCAGAACCAGCCAAAGAAGCAUUCCUGGACACACGGCCGCCGGCUCACCACCUCCAGCCCGGACAGCUCACGAGCAGGGACCGUGAGGGCUGUGUCCAGUUACCAGCGAGCCCGGGCUCUUCCCCAGGGUCUUGCAUUCAAGGGCGAUUACAUUUUAAAAAGAAAAUCAAAAAAGUUAAGAACAAAAACAACCCUUCACUUUAAAGGGUCUGCAAGCCACGAGGGAGAACGCUGCUCUUCCUGAGACAGGCACAGCAGAGCCUGGAGCCUCCCUUGGAGACUCCAAUCUGGGCAAUGAAGCCAUAGACAGGAAUCCAAGGA